UAGAAGAUAAGCCUACAUCCUCAAACGUAAGACUGAGACACACACGCACAUUGAACUAGUGUUUUGGAUGAAGAACCAAUAACAACCAUGAAGAAGUGCUACAACAACGAUCUCAGAUCAACCUCAUCCUGUGCAGCCUGCAAGCUAUUAAAGCGACGAUGCAUCCCUAACUGCAUAUUCGCCCCACACUUCCGAGCCGAUGAGCCUAAAAAGUUCGCUAAAGUCCACAAAGUAUUCGGAGCCAGCAAUGUGAGCAAGAUCCUCAAUGAAGUUCCCGAGGAACACCGUGAAGACACCGUCAAUUCUUUAUCGUACGAGGCUGAGGCACGCCUUCGUGACCCCGUCUACGGUUGUAUUGGCGCCGUUGUUCUUUUACAGAGGCGGAUGUUUCAGCUCCAACAUGACCUUGCCCUUGCUCGUGCCCGCUUGGCUCACUACAAGGCUAGCAGUUUACAUACUAAUACUAAUAAUGUUGUUACUGCUAAUAUUAAUACUGAUGACAAUGGAUUAUUUGGGUUGGAUGAUCAUAAUACUGUUAGUAUAACUAAUAUGAUCAAUUUAUGCGGCGAAGAGCUAAUAAGUUCAGAUCAGUUAAGUCAAAGUGAUAUCGGGGUUUAUAAUACUACUGACUUUGGUCAAGUUCCUGAUCUUCUUCCUUUGUGAUCUCCUCAACCAUAUAUGUAAUUAAUUAAAUGUAUAUGGAAGUAUUUAUUAAUGGUUUUAAAGGUCUUUCUUAGCUUUAACUUGAAAAAGGUCUUUGAUAAGUUUGUACAAGAAUGUAGAAAUGGUGUUAUAUAUUCUGGUUAGGACACCAUGCUAUAUUAAUGAAUCUCGGUCUUAUCUUAAA
Spinacia oleracea (spinach) is the source of this 847-nucleotide messenger RNA. RefSeq names its product LOB domain-containing protein 21. The transcript has a single exon. The record is from RefSeq and is a predicted model, not a curated record. Bases 88 to 663 code for a protein of 191 amino acids. NCBI's taxonomy places the organism in Eukaryota, Viridiplantae, Streptophyta, Magnoliopsida, Caryophyllales, Amaranthaceae.